CACUUUUUUCAAAAGUACGCCCUCUCGUGACAGAAUCAAAACAUCCGCCAUCUUAUAUUCUGCUGAUACAAUAUUCUGGAUGAAGCAGAUAAAUCCGUUGGCAUCUUCCUUUGUUUGAAAGUUUAGAGAUUCCUUGCCAUCAUGAGUGGGGGGAUUCCAUAUCUUGGUAGCAAAAUAAGUCUUAUUUCUAAAGCAGGAAUUCGAUAUGAGGGUAUUUUAUAUACCAUUGAUCCGAAUGAAUCGACAGUUGCAUUAGCGAAAGUUCGUUCGUUUGGAACUGAAGAUCGACCGACUGAUCGGCCUGUAGCACCUAGAGAUGAGAUAUUUGAAUAUAUAAUAUUUCGAGGCAGUGAUAUCAAAGAUUUACAUGUUUGUGAGCCACCAAAACCACAACCUCUGCAGACAACCUUACCACAAGAUCCUGCUAUUGUCAAAUCUUCUCAAUCAUCUUUCCAACAGCAAGCGGCAGCAAGUAACAACUAUGGGAAUAACUCAUCAUAUCAACCAUUUGGUGGUCAAAAUAUGUAUAAUCAGUAUGGUCCUUCAGCACCACAAUCUUUUGGUGGCCAUCAGCAACAACAAUCAGGUUCACGUGGGCCCUCUCCUACAUUUAACCGUAUAUCACCCACUAUGGAUCAGGGUAUACAAGUGGGGAUGAGAGGAGCACCUCCGGCCAGAAGACCCAGUGGGUCACGAGGUCCUACACCGCCACAGCAGCCAAAUAGGAAGUCCCCAACAUCAGACACUGGUACACAGAUGAGUCCAGAGAAACAAUUACAGUCCGGCCAACAAUCUCAUAAUAGACCCGAUUUUAGGCGACCUCCACCACAGAGACCUCAACAAAAUCAACAGCAUCAACAACAACAACAGCAGUCAUACUCAAGGGGUCGUGGAAGUAGUCGAGGGAGAGGGGGAUUUGAAAGUAGAGGAGGAUAUGAAAGUAGAGGAGGAUAUGAAAGAGGAGGAGGACAUAGAGGAGCUCCCCGGGGAGGACCUAGAGGAGGUAGUGCUAGAGGUGGUGCACCAAGAGGUAGAGGAGGAAGGCAUGGAGAUCCACUUAAGUUUGAAGAAGAAUUUGAUUUUGAAACUGCUAAUGCUCAGUUUGACAAAGAAGAAAUAGAAAGAGAAUUAAAAGAAAAACUUGUGAUAGGUGAUAAAACAGUGAAUGGUGAUAAAGAUAGUGUUGAGAAUGGAGGGGAUGAAACAGAGGAAGACCCAGAAAUUACAUAUGAUAAAAACAAAUCAUUCUUUGAUAAUAUUAGUUGUGAAGCAACAGAAAGAGCCAAAGGAAGAACAACAAGAACAAGUUGGAAGGAAGAGCGGAAGUUAAAUACUGAGACAUUUGGAAUGCAGGACCGAAGAAACUUUGCUAGUAGGGGUUAUGGGGGUUACCGUGGUUAUAACAGAGGAUACAACCGAGGAGGUUAUUAUAAUGACCGGGGCUCACGAGGAGGAUAUUCAAGAGGAGGUGGAGGAGGAGGAGGAGGGGGAUUCAGAGGACAGAGCCGUCCACCACGGGGAGGCGGUUAUGGUGGUGGAAACAGAAAUCGUAGUCAAGGAUGGGUGGAUUAUAAUUAUGAUUAUGAAGCGGCAGGAUUAGACAAACGCCAGGGCUCAGCUAAUAGACAAAGACAGACAACAACAGCAGAAUCGUAGAAAUAGUGGAAUACGUUUGUGAUAAGAUGUAUGCAAGAUGAUGGAGUCUGGCAGCUUUUCGUUAUAAACUCCUUAAGAUGCAUGCGCCAUCACCCAUUAACUGACUUCAUUUCACACUCUGAAGAAGCUACUUUAGUAAGAGUUGUGAAAGAUGUCGAUGGAUUUUAAUUGUUUUACAAUUGUGUAUUUAUGGAACAGAAGUUCAGCAGAAAUGAACAUAAGAUGAAUUCUCCAGUAACCAGUGAGACAAUCAGAUGCUGAAUAAAACCUUGGAAAUUAUUUCAUUUCUUUUUUAAAUUAAGAAAAAUGCCAUUUUAUGCUUUAUUAAAGACAGCAUAAAAUGUAAUAAAUGAACUAUGGGCAACACAUUUUUCUCGAAGUAUAAAAACAAUAGUAAAACAAAACAUUGAAACAAUAAAAUAUUUAUGACACUAUCUUUAAAUUAUUCAUUAUUUGUUCAAUUUUCAUUUAUAAGAAACUUGUGUCCUAUUUUGCAAAGCAAGCAUUAAACUAACAUGUAUUUCUGUGCAAGUUACAUAUUAGUAAAUAUAUUUUAAGAAAUUCUUAAUCAUAAUCAAAUAAAGUAUUUUUUUUCAUAGAUGAGGCUUUUUCAUCUUUAUUUACAAUAUUGAGCUUUAUAGAUGAUUAGGGAUAUUCUAUUCAGGUCUCUUUUGUAAUAUGGCCUAGGCGCAAAUACUUAUUUUGCUUUUCAAAUUAUCUUGUGUGCUUUUGAUUAACAUCACAGAGAGCACAGAGAAGCAGUAACUCCUUUGUGUAUGGCUUGAUCUAUGUGUUAGUUGCAAUUGCUUUUGUAAAUGGGCCCCUUCUUAUAAGUAAUUUUUUGUUUAAGAUUUGAUAAAACAUUGUAGUUAUUUAAAAGGAAUAGUGCUAGAUUUGACAAAAUGUACUGUACAAAAUCUCUACCGGCUUUAGUUUAUUCAAUCCACUUUGAACAAGGCAGUGAAGUGUAUACAAAAUAUUGGAGACUAAUCCAUUAAUUUGAAAGAGCACCUCAAAUACAUGUAGUUACUAAAAUUAUCUAAAAUGAAAUUCAAAUUUCCAAGAGAUUUCACACUAAUUUAUGGUAUAAGCUAAUCACAGACUUGCAGUUAAAUUAAAACUUGCUAUCUGUACCAAUUACUCCAUAUUCUAAUAAAACAAAAAAUUGCUAGUUCAAUUUUGAGUUACUUUUUUUGUCAAAAUUCAUAAAAAAUAUCUUUGAUUUUUUAUAAAUUUACCUGUAUGCCCUUAAACAUAUGUGUUUACAGUCACCCUACUUAACCUUUAUUAUCAGAUCCCUUAACAUAUUUUCAUUUGAGACCUAUUUUCACUGAUGUUACUGUAAACACACAUUUAUUAUUGUUGUUGGCCUUGUGAUAAGUGGAAUCCAGAUUCAUAUUAGAGAUAACUUUUGUGGUUGUAAAAAUUCUUCUUAAUUUGGUUGUAUGAAAUGCUCUUGAUUAUGAAAACUGAAUUGAGGACCACUUGUUUGUUUUGCUCUAUGUUCUUCCUAACUUUGGUAUCUACUUGACCGGUUUCUGUUUGUAAAUGUACUAGUAUUUCACAGAUUUGUGUAUUUUAUACAUGUAUUUAUUUGAAUUGUACACUGUACUAAUGAAUUUACGGAGUACAAAUUCUGUAUGUUAUUUUUAUAUAUGUUAAUUUUUUUCUGUAGGAAAAUCAAUAUAGGUGUAAAAAAAAAUCAUAUUUUUGGAUAAAAGAAGACUGGAAAAAAAUCUUUUUAUUUUAUUAAUAGUUGUCAGAAUUUUCACACAGCCACAAAGUAUUUUCAUGGUUUUAAAUUAUUUUAGAAUAUUUAUCGCUAUCUUUUUUAUACUUGGAACAUGUAUGUUUCCUAAAAAUGAGUUGUCUAUGAUAAAAUUAUAACUCUGGAUUAUGACAGUUAUUUAGAAGAAAAAUGUAUUUGAUCUCUUCCUGGUAUGGACAUUAUUUAUGAAUCUUAAUUUGUUUGACCUUAAGGGGAUAUGUUAGAUAAGGUAUAUUUAUUAUGUUUGGUGUUAUAAAAUUAACUUUGCAUAGAUUCAAAUUUUUUUGCAAAUCUUAUCCUUUAUGAAAAUAUUUUAAAGUUUUCUUUACUGUUCUCGGGUCAUUUGAGCUCUUUUUUCACAUUUGUUAUUAACCAAAAUACUAAGAUAUAAAUAUUCUUGUCUUCUUGUCUGAGUGAGCUCUGUAAUUCUUAUAAAAACAAAUUAUUAAAGUGUACCUGCCCAUUUUGUAUACAAAAUGAUAAUGUAUCUUGAGUGAGGCUUGAAGUUUUAUAGAGCUCAAAUGGACUUCAUGCAUGCAUAUUUGUUAAAGGAGAGAUUAGAAUUUAAAAUAGGAGAUGAUAAACAGAUAAUUUGCAAGUUCAAAUUUUCAGUUGAAAAUUGUUUGUAAAAUAUAUAGAUUGACAGGUUUUAGUGCACUCCAUGACUCAUAUCAAACAAAAUAAGAGAUAAAAAACGAACACAAUUUUGACAGUUAUUCUUGGCAUUCCUGAUUGUCAUCUAACAUAACUUCCCUUCUUUAAAAUUAUAUUUCUCAUAAUGUUAUUUAAAUACAUUCACUGAGGACCCCAUUAUGUAAAAUGUUUGGAUCCUAUUCAUACAAAUAAAAUGCAUUGAUUUCAGUGUAAAAAGAAUGGAUAUGUUGAAAGUGUAUUUAAUAUACAAUGGAAGUAAUAUCUGCUUUGCUCAUUAAUUAAUUUAGAUGUAUAAAUCAUUGAUUCUCAACUGAUAGAUUCACAGAAAAGGGGGGAAAAGGAUACUUCUUGGUUGCCUUGCAAUAAAACAAAUUUCAAUAAAGAAUUCAUAGUUGUAUACUUUAGUCAUUGUACUUUCAACACAUUCAACCAUCAAUAUAUCCUAUAAAUUAAAAUUAUUUCCAAACCAGUUGUAUUUAAAUUAAGUUAUUUUAGAUCUCCACUGACACAGUACAAAUAUUUGUAAUAUAAUUUGCACACUGUAUAAAUACAAAAAAAUACAUCUAAUAUUAAAGCAAAUUUUAAUUUGCAUAAAUUCACCUAAUUUAAGAAGGAGCUCAUAAUGAAUUUCACCAGAUAACUUUUGAGAGAUCCAUUCAGUUAAGACUUGAGAUCAUAUUUAGAUAGAGAACCGGUUCUGGUCUAAAUGAAAAACAUGAUUUUUUUUUCUAUAAAACAUUGCAUAACCUCUUUUCUUGUACUGAUGAGGUAUUUUUGCUAGACUCUUUUCUGUUAAUCAUAGCUAAUAGAGAUUCUAGUCACAAAGUUACUGCCAGUUGUAAUGUGUGGCAGCUAUUGAAGACUACGCCAAAUCAAAUGUACAACUAUAUCUUAAGUAAUCAAAAUAAGUCUUAAGUGAGUACUGCUUUGUCUCAUUAUCUAAGUAUUUUAAAAUAAGAUAUAGAAACUAAAAAUGUGCAGUACAGAAAAAAAACUUUUUACAAAGAGUUAAAACUGAUUAAUUGAAUAUAUUGAAAGUGUGAUCUCAAGAGGUAAUGACAAUUGAUGACAUGAGUUAUGAUACCAGUCAGCAGAUGGGUUAAAAAAUUUGUAUAGAAUUUUUGACCUUCCUAAAUGUAUGAAAUUAAAAAAACACAAACAUUUUGAAUAAAAAGUGCUAUAAAAUUA
Messenger RNA from Mytilus trossulus (common blue mussel), 5266 nucleotides. RefSeq names its product protein LSM14 homolog A-like. Gene Ontology annotation, biological process: cytoplasmic stress granule assembly; P-body assembly. Lineage: Eukaryota; Metazoa; Mollusca; Bivalvia; Mytilida; Mytilidae. The transcript has 10 exons. Gene Ontology annotation, molecular function: mRNA binding. Gene Ontology annotation, cellular component: P-body. The coding region runs from base 142 to 1656 and encodes 504 amino acids. The record is from RefSeq and is a predicted model, not a curated record.